AUGGCUUUCGAUGAGAAUCCCUUGAGCUUCGGCUCUGGAAACGGUCUCGGUGCCGGGUUUCUUCACCCUUUCCACAACGGCACCAGACAGCACGGGUCUGGAGGCCCUCACAAUCAGAAUAAUGGCUUCGGCCAAAACUCGACUGGAGGACAAGGUGCCACAAAUAGAAAGUCCGGGAGCAAAUAUCGGCGAGGCAAGAACAUAGCUGCUAAUCAGCAGACACCUCGUCCGAACCAAUUUCAGGGACCGGCCCAGCAACCCGGCUCCCCUCACCGCGGGAGAGGUCGCAACCUCCCAAGGAACAAUCGUCAGCAGCGACCACCAAUGCCCUUUGGGAAUUCCGGGUUGUCCACUGGCCGGCGUGGGCGUAAGGCUCACAAUGGUCACCGGUUUAGGGACAUUGUGAUGAGAGACGCUCCGGCUCUCAUCCAGGCAAGCGUCGAUGAACCAAGAGACGUCGAAAUGACUGAGGCCCCGCCCCUCUUGGAACCAAUUGAAUACCUCGCCAGGGGGGCGCUGGCAAUUCAAGAUCUCGCCACCUCUAUGCUAAGCCUUGCCCUUAGUGGUGAGGCAGGGAGCAUCACUCCGGAGGUCGAAAUGACCGAUGCUCCCUUCUUCUUCUUUUAUUAA
Molecule: messenger RNA, 630 nt
Organism: Aspergillus wentii DTO 134E9
Lineage: Eukaryota; Fungi; Ascomycota; Eurotiomycetes; Eurotiales; Aspergillaceae
Exons: 7
Coding region: 1-630 (209 amino acids)
Source: RefSeq, a predicted model, not a curated record